AUGAGGCCUGAGAACCAGAGCUGCGUGUCUGAGUUCCUCCUCCUGGGGCUCCCCAUCCCACCAGACCAGCAGGCUGUGUUCUUCAUUCUGUUCCUGGUCCUGUACCUGACCACGGUGCUGGGGAACCUGCUCAUCAUCCUGCUCAUCAGGCUGGACUCCCGCCUCCACACCCCCAUGUACUUCUUCCUCAGCCACUUGGCCUUCACUGAUGUCUCUUUCUCAUCUGUCACUGUCCCAAAGAUGUUGAUGGACAUGCAGACUAAUCUUAAAUCCAUCUCUUUUGCAGGGUGCAUUUCCCAGAUGUAUUUUUUCAUAUUUUUUACUGACUUGGAUAGCUUCCUUAUUACAUCAAUGGCCUAUGACCGGUAUGUUGCCAUAUGCCACCCUCUCCACUACACCACCCUCAUGAGGGAAGAGCUCUGUAUCUUAUUAGUGGCUAUCUCCUGGAUCCUGUCCUGUGCUAGCUCCCUGUGUCACACCCUUUUCCUGUCCCAGCUGUCUUUCUGUGCUACUAACACCGUUCCCCAUUUCUUCUGUGACCUUGCUGCCCUGCUCAAGCUUUCCCGCUCAGACAUCUUUCUCAAUGAGCUGGUCAUGUUUACAGUAGGAGUGGUGGUGAUUACUCUGCCAUUUAUAUGUAUUCUGGUAUCUUAUGGCUACAUUGGGUCCACCCUUCUCAGGGUCUCUUCAACGAGGGGGGUCUGCAAAGCAUUGUCCACAUGUGGCUCCCAUCUCUCUGUGGUUUCUCUGUACUAUGGGGCAAUAUUUGGACAGUACCUUUUCCCAACAACAAACAAUUCCAUCAACAAGGACAUCAUUGUAGCUAUCAUGUACACAGUGGUCACACCCAUGUUGAACCCCUUUAUCUACAGUCUUAGGAACCGGGACAUGAAAGAGGCCCUUCGAAAACUCUUCAGUAGAGCAACUUUUUUCUCAUGGUAA
Messenger RNA from Fukomys damarensis (Damara mole-rat), 942 nucleotides. Its product is annotated as olfactory receptor 1J2. The coding region runs from base 1 to 942 and encodes 313 amino acids. The record is from RefSeq and is a predicted model, not a curated record. The transcript has a single exon. Gene Ontology annotation, cellular component: membrane. Gene Ontology annotation, biological process: G protein-coupled receptor signaling pathway. NCBI's taxonomy places the organism in Eukaryota, Metazoa, Chordata, Mammalia, Rodentia, Bathyergidae. Gene Ontology annotation, molecular function: olfactory receptor activity; G protein-coupled receptor activity.